Plutella xylostella (diamondback moth) is the source of this 713-nucleotide messenger RNA. RefSeq lists its product as uncharacterized. The record is from RefSeq and is a predicted model, not a curated record. NCBI's taxonomy places the organism in Eukaryota, Metazoa, Arthropoda, Insecta, Lepidoptera, Plutellidae.
AAUUUCGUAAAAAACAUUAACUUCCCACAAACACUUCAACAUGAAGGUGGCUAUUGUUGUUCUGGCUUCGUUGGCUGUAUGCCUGGGGGCGCCCCAGCCGAGGCACGCCUUCCAUGAGCACUUUGAGGACUUCAUGGUCCUCAUCAGGGAGGAGGCUGGUCACGACCUGGAUCACAUCAUGGGCCACUACUUGGAGUUCGAAGACUUCAUCAGAGGUAUCGAGUACAUGAGGUCUGAGGGCUUCAGGAACCUGCUCGCCGAGCUGGAGUCGCUUCCGGAGUUCCAGGCUUUGGUGGACUUCUUGGAGAAGGACAACAUUGACAUCACCUACUUCAUCGACCAGGUCCACACCAUGCUCGACAACAUCGAGACCACCUCCAACAAGGCCCGUCACCAGAUGAGCGGCACCGACAUCUCCGCCUUCAUGAUCGACUCCAUCGGAGAGUUCCCCAAGGACAAGCUAGCUGCCCUCUACGAGAAGAAGAUUGCCGAGAGCGAAGAGUUCAGGACCUCCAUGGAGAACCUCAACAGUGAGGAGUUCGAGCAGAUUGUCGAUGCCCUCCUGGACAAUGAGACCUUCAAGAAGGAGGCCGCAACCCUGGCCACAUACGGGUUCUCCGUUGAAGUGUUUGUGCGAGAAAUCAAAGCCGUUUUCGGCCAGUAAUUAAUGUUUUCCUUUAUUUGAAUAAAUUUAUUUGAGGAAAGCAGUUAUA